AUGGGGUGUACACCUUCCCACAGUGAUAUUGUCAACAGUGUGGCAAAGAGUGGCAUUCAGUUUUUGAAAAAGCCCAAAGUGGUUUUGCCGGGAUGUCAGGAAGCUAAUGAGAGAAGCUCAAUCCCUUUGCUGGUGAAAAGCUCCACCUGCUAUGACUGUGGGGGACACCUGCCCCAGGGACAGAGGCUGGCAGAGGAGCAGCCAAGUUCUAAGUGGAACCAAACCACCACUGAAGGUCUCUGUCAGCUCAUGGAAGAUGCUCCUUCAGGCAAAAGGAAAGAUAUGGAAGGAUGGAUGCCGGAAACCAAAACCUCCCCAUCCCAGCAGACCAAAUCACAAGGCUUCAUGGCUAAGGACAUCCUGUUUAAGACACAGAACUCCCACGGGUCAGAAGGAGCAGAUAUUUCUGGAGAACAGAGUGAGGAAAGUAAUACCCAGGAGACCUCCAAAUGGGAAAAGCACCUAAACUGUCACAGGUUGGACCUACAGGGCCAUUUCUGCCAACCCAUCCUUUCUGCUCAGGGAUCUGAAGGCAAGGUGGACUUCCCUGAGCCCCUGAUACAGGCCCAUCACCAAGCUUACACCUAUCUAUACUCCAGCCUCUCCAAAUAUGAAGCAAUCCUGUGCAUCACCCAUCAGGCCACCCAGACCCAGGAGCUGCUGCAGCCCAUGGUCAGCUUCCUGCUGCUGUGCUUUGAGAAGAUCAACCAGCUCUUGGGGGAGAUCUCCAAGGAUGGAGAAGCACUCCUCCGGGAAGUUAGGGAGGAUCUGGCAUGGCCUUUGAGGAAAGGAGAGCCCCAGGAGCAGCCGGAUCUCCUGCAACAGCUCCUGCAGUACACAGUUGGCAAGCUACAGUCCCUCAGUGGCUUGGUGGCCCCGCUCUCCUGCAGCUUUCUGGAGGGCUCCGGCAAAUACUUCCACUCCGCUGCAAGCCACUUGGAAGAGAAGCUGAAGGUGAAGCGGGGUGCAGAUGAACGCCUCCUAAUGGCCCUGGGGCAAUUACAGAGCUUGGCGAGUGGCCACAGUGACCCAGGGGCGCAGGAUCUGCCAUUGUUCUCCGAGGACAGUGGCAUUGGUGCCGACAAUGAAGCCGUGCAGUCCACGGACAAGCUGGGCAAGCCAGCCAGCUGGGACUCUGUGGUGGAGCCCACGGAAUGGAAGCCCAUGGUCUCACCCCAAAUGGAGGUCAAGCUGGCAGGACAUGGCUGGCAGCAAAGUCCAUUCUGGAUGGGUUCCGACAGACCCCAGGACUGGCCACUGUCAAGGCCUCCUAUGGCAAAGGUUCAGCCAGCAUCACAUGGGCAUGCCGGGAGCCCAGACCCCUCCAACACCAGCCCAGAAAAUAGUCUCUCCAGGUCUUUGGGACCAGCCAAGAGCCCUCCGUGUGAUUCCCUUGGAGGUGGGGUUGCCAUGGCAGCAAGCCUUUCUAAAGGCUCCGGGUUGCUGGAUGCUCCAUCCCUCAGUGAAGAGGAGGACAGCAGCCCAGAGGAGGAGGAAGAGGAAGUUAGCAGCAGGAGUCUGUGUGCAUGCAGGGAAGAAGUGCCACUUCCAAGGCCCCGGUCUUCACCUGCUGGCUGGGAAAGUGCAUUUUGGCCACACUCCAGGAGCCUUAGGAACCCCCAGGCCCAGGAAAUGAUUCUGAAGAUGAAGGAAGCCAUCAGUGAAAGGAUCAAAUUUGUCCCUGUGCCCUGUGGGCACCCAGAUUGGGCUGAGGAGGGGGAAAGGAGGAUGACGGUGCCACCAAGACCCAGCACAGUCAGUGGGAGCAGGAGGGCCCCCGUGAGGCAGAGAAGGUCCCAGUCAGAGGGGUGUCUCAAGAGCCACACAGAGGACCCCACCCUCCAGGAGCUUCGGAGGGUCCAGAGGGACCUCAGCCAGAGGCUGGCAGCGUUUUACCUCCAGGGUGCCCAACAGCAGGGGUGCAGCGGGGAGCGGAUUCUGAAACCCCGAGCCGCGGCUUUGUGGCCCAAUAAUGGCAGGGUCGCCCCCAGCAACACCAGCAGCAGGUUGAAGGCCUCCCUCACCAAGAACUUCAGCAUCUUGCCCAGUCAAGACAGGAGCAUUUGGCAGAAGGGCAGCCCCCACCCUGAGGGAGAGCAGCCCCGGCUGGGGAGCCCAGAGCAGCUUCCAAAGUCUAUCCCAUCAGGGGGGAAGGAAAGUGAGGACUGGAGCAUCGGGGCCCGUCCCACCAGGACAUCAGUCAAGAAGCUGAUUGAAACUUUCAGUCCCCCCGAGAGUCUGAGGACACUGGGGAAGGCCAAGGACUCUGAGUCAAGCUCCUGCCUCAGGAAGUGGGGGGCUCCCAUCGUGCCUCACAGAUUUCCCAUUUACAGGGGGCUUGCCCCUUUGUAUCCCAAGCCCCGCAUUUCUCCAGCAGCAGGCAGAGAAUCUCCCAGCAUGGGCACAGGCUGGAGGUCUCCAGCACCCAGCUUUCCUCCCCUGCUUAUGCCGGAAGCAUCCGCCAGUGAGGACAUCAACUGUGCAAUGGAGGACCCAGAGAACCUCCCUCCUCCAGCUCUGGAAAUCCUGAUGGACAAAUCAUUCAUUUCUCUGGAGCCCCUGGAAAGCAGCGAGCCAGCAGGGAGUGGCUCUGAAGGGGCCCUGGAUGGGGUCGGCCCUGCCAGGAGGACAUGGGCUUCCCCAAAGCUGAGAGCUUCCGUGAGCCCCCUCGACCUGCUGCCCAGCAAGGGCACUGCCAGCCCCUGCAGGCUCCGCAGCACAGGGCCAGGGAGCAGCAAGAGCAGCUGCGACCCCAGAAAGCUGGCCUCAGGCCUGAGCCCCCCACCAGCAAGCGGCCAAAACGUGGAGGCGGAAGGUGGGGCUCGGCGUCAGGCACAAGCAGAGGAGGCCACAAGCCUCUACAAGCACCCCCAGAAGGCAAUGCCCUUGCACCCCUCCAGCCACACGUCUGGGCACAACAGGACCUGGGAAGCCAGCCUGGCCAGACCAGCGCGAGGGCCACGUUCCCCUGAGGCCGCGAGGCAGAGCCCCAAGAGAAGCCCCCCAGUGGUCAGGAAGGCCUCUCCCACAAGGGCCCACUGGGUGCCCCGGAUGGAGAAGAGGUGCUCGAGCCUGCCCUCGUCUCACAGGACGGCCCAGCCAAGUCUCCCUGCUGAACCCGGGUCCCCCAGCCCGCCACUCAGCCCUGGAGCUCCCAGCCCCACUGUGGACCCCAGGGUGCAAAGUCCACCCAUGCCAAAACAACAAACUUCCCCACAGCCCCAGCCCAGGCUGCUCAGCCCUCCUCUGGAGAGCCCACCCGCUCAGCACAGAGGAUCGAGUUCUCCUUCCUCUGGCCCCUCUCCUUCUCCCCCAGAGUCCCCCUCCCAGGGGCACAAGGAAACAGAUUCUGAAGAUGGGCAGGCAGCCCCAGCCAGGCGGUCUGGGAAUACAUGGUCCAUGUUCUGCCCAGCCACCUCCUCUCUGUUUGCAGCUAAGUCACUUUUCUCAGGAGCCCACCUGCUGACUCCAUCAUCACUGCCACCAGCGGUGGGGGGUCCUCUGGGGACCCCUGCAGGAUGCUGGAGGAGCAGCUCAAGGCCACGACUGAGGGUGGAUUCACAAAGGAGGCUGGCUCUGUGUGCCCUCAACCCUCAGCCUUUCGUCAGAUGGACAGCUUCUGACCGCCCGCCAGGCAGCCGCCUCCGGCUGCCCAUCUCCAGAACGGCCUGUGAUUCCCAGCCGGGCCAGAGCAGCAGCCACAGUGAGGAGAACCCCAAAAAGGACGCUGAGCCUUGGAGCAGCCCCUGGGCCCCAGACUUGAGGGGCGGCAGCAGACGGGAUUCUCCCCCCGAGCUCUGCGUGCGGGGCCACGGGCUGCAGCGGGAGGCCGGCGCCAGCGGGUCCAGCCCCAGCAGAAGGAAGGGGUCUGACUGGCUGGCAGAUGGUGUCCCACUGGUGCAGUCACCCCAGAAAUCAAAGGGGGACAGCCAAGCCUCCAGGCUGCCCUCUCAGGUGGUGGGUCAACCAAACUUCUCCUACUCAGGUGUCCUGGCAGAGCCGGGAAGGGCCGCUAAAGCAUUGCAGGGAGACAACUUUUAA
This is a messenger RNA of Choloepus didactylus (southern two-toed sloth), 4041 nucleotides long. It is a transcript of the gene PCARE, whose product is annotated as photoreceptor cilium actin regulator. The record is from RefSeq and is a predicted model, not a curated record. Gene Ontology annotation, biological process: photoreceptor cell outer segment organization; protein localization to photoreceptor outer segment. NCBI's taxonomy places the organism in Eukaryota, Metazoa, Chordata, Mammalia, Pilosa, Megalonychidae. The transcript is spliced from 2 exons. Gene Ontology annotation, cellular component: photoreceptor outer segment; photoreceptor inner segment. The coding region runs from base 1 to 4041 and encodes 1346 amino acids.